AUGGCUCGCCGCAAAGAAGCAGCAGAAAUAAGUCCGAGGCCGCUUAGCCUUGCGCCAGCGCCCAGCGGCGAUUGGUGGGACGAGUCUCAGUGGGCCGUCUUGCUGGCGCUGCUCGACGCCGUGCUGUCACCCAUUGUGGCUGCCGAUACGGCCAGUUCGACCGGUUUGAACCGCCGCAAUGCCAAAUGCCUGUCGCGUGCCGACUUUGACGCCACUGUGGCCCAUGUUCGCGCCGCCGUGAUUGACCCGCCGGAUGCGGCUCUCGUGGCAUCUUAUCUGGCCGACCGGCCGUCCGACCAUCCUGUCUUUGUCCAAGGCAUCAAGCGCACUCUUGCCGGCCAAUCACCUGCCAGCCGGAAGCAGCUGGGCGAUGUUCUGGCGCUUUUAACUGGCCACGCCGGCUCUCUGCUGCUGACGGGAUACUGGACUCCCGUUCAUCAGCAGCCCUUCGAGGUGCGUGAGGCCAUUUUGCGCGGCUGGAAGAAUGCUUGGUCGCCGCCCCUGCGCAUUCUGGGUCGCACGCUGUGUGUGCUGGCACAGACCACCUGGCUGGUCUCAUCGCCGCUCUUCCCCCAGGCCUCCAGCUUCCGGGAGACGCCGGCCGACUGGAAGCCCGCACAAGAACAUGCCGACUUCUGCUUCCUGCAGUUUGACGAUGCGUCCGAACCGGCCGUCAUCGAGACUGACGUGGUCAUUGUGGGCUCUGGCUGCGGUGGCUCCGUGUGUGCCGAAGUUCUCGCAGCUACUGGCCAUCGCGUCUUGGUGGUCGAGAAGGGCUACCACUAUCCGCCGUCACAGCUACCGAUGCCGCAGAAUGUCGGCCUGCGGCUGCUGUACGAAAAUGGCGGCCAGCUAGCGUCAGCCAACCCGAACGUCUCCGUCGUGGCCGGCUCCUGCUGGGGCGGCGGUGGUGCCAUCAACUGGUCCGUCUGUCUGCGGACGCCGGAUGUGGUGCGUCGGGAAUGGGCGGCCGGCCAAGACGGAAUGUCCUUCCUCGAGACGCCGGCCUUUGAUGCCUGUCUGGACCGCGUGUGCGACUUUAUGUGCGUCGAAAAGACUGCUGCUGCUGUCGACGAGCACGACCGCUGCCACCGUGGCCAAGUCGUGCUCGAGGGCGCAGCCAAACUUCGGUUCAAGGCCUCUUCUCUGCUGCAGAACACCCGAGACGGCCUCCCACAUGAUGACGGCUACUGCCAUCUUGGCUGUGCCUCGUCCGAGAAGCGCGGAACGGCUGUCAGCUGGCUGCCGGCCGCCGCCGCUGCAGGCGCCCAGUUCAUCGAGGGCUUCGACGUCGAUCGUGUGCUCUUUGAUGACGACGAUGGCACCAGCACCAGCAUCCCUUUGGCAUCUGCUGAACCCAAGGCGACCGGUAUCGUGGGCACCUGGCUCUCCAGAGAUCCAUCCGGCAGUCCGACCGGCCCCGAAGACCAGCGUCGCCGGAGGCGUAUCGUCAUCAAGGCCAAGAAAGUGAUUGUGUCGAGCGGCACGCUCAACAGCCCGCUUUUGCUUCUCAGGAGCGGCCUUACGAAUCCCCAGAUUGGACGCAACCUUCACCUGCAUCCGUGCAAUAUGGUUGGCGCCUUCUUUGACGAGGAAACAAAGCCGAUGGACCAUGGCAUCAUCACCAGCAUCUGCACCAGCUUCGAUGACAUGGAUGGCCAUGGCCACGGCCCCAGGCUAGAGCCGACCUGUAUGGUCCCGUACGCGAUCCUGACGACGCUGCCGUGGUCGAGCGGACUGGACUUUAAGCUGGCCGCGCUGCGCUACCGCCACUACGACGGGUUCAUCGCCCUGACCCGCGAUCGGGACAGCGGCCGUGUCUUUCCGGACCCGGUGACCGGCCAGCCCGUGGUCGACUACGACCCCUCGAGCUUUGACCGCGAGAACGCUGUCGAGGGCGUCAUCGGCCUGGCCCGCCUCUGCCACGUCCAGGGAGCCAACGAAAUCCGCGCCUAUCUGGCCGGCGUGGAGCCGUACGUGAGGGCCAAGACGGGCUCCUCUCACGACGAAGAUGACGCGCUCGCCUUUGAGGCCUGGAUCAACGGCGUCCGUGCUGCUGGUUUGUCGCGGUCGUCGCUCUGGGGCGGCUGGCAGGCAGCCAACUCCUUCUUGUCGGCCCACCAGAUGGGCACCUGCCGCAUGGCCGACGACGGCGGCGCAAACAGCGUCGUCAGUCUGCACGGCCACGUCUGGGGCACGCGCAAUCUUCUCGUCGCCGACGCCAGCGUGUUCCCCAGCGCCAGCGGCGCAAACCCCAUGGUCACCGUCAUGGCCUUGGCCCAGUGGAUCGCCCAGGGACUGGCCAAGGAGCUGGCCGAAGGCGCAUAG
Grosmannia clavigera kw1407 is the source of this 2328-nucleotide messenger RNA. Its product is annotated as long-chain fatty alcohol dehydrogenase. Lineage: Eukaryota; Fungi; Ascomycota; Sordariomycetes; Ophiostomatales; Ophiostomataceae. The record is from RefSeq and is a predicted model, not a curated record. Bases 1 to 2328 code for a protein of 775 amino acids. The transcript is spliced from 5 exons. Gene Ontology annotation, molecular function: flavin adenine dinucleotide binding; long-chain-alcohol oxidase activity.